AUGUGUGCCGAAAGGAACUGCGAGGACUUUAUUCAGGUUGAUGUUUCGACUGACGAAGACGCGUCAGCAGCAUCGGCAUCAGCACCAGCACCAGAACCGGCACCGCCACCACCACUGCUCUUACCACAACUAGGACCGCAACAAAUACUAUCAGAGGAGACGUCACCGGAAAUAGAAGUUAUUCCACCAGCUCUGUCGUCCUCCUCUCCACCUCUCGUCGCACCCCCUGCUAUCCAAACCCUUAUCAUUGACGAGGUGACCCAAGGCGACACAGACGAUGAUGACGAUUCAGAUUUCGAGGAUGAGACACUAGCGGAGCGUCUUCUCGGUCUCACUGAGAUGUUUCCUGAGUGGCUGCGCUCUGCGGCAGCUUCUGCACUUGAUGGAACAGUGGUGAUGGUGCGCGGCGCCUAUUCGCUGUCGCGCUCUUCUGCGUGGUUUGCUGCCUCCGUUAUGACGGUAUGUAUGCUGCCACUAAUGUUGGAGCUAGAACGCAACCAGAUGGAGGAGCAGGAGGCCUCGGAGCACCGAUCGAUGAUGCUCGGACCGGGUGGAGCGGGCACUCAGGGAUUGGCGGGAUUCCAGGCCAAUAUGCCGGUGCUGAGUCCGGCCAUUGCCAAGUGA
Molecule: messenger RNA, 624 nt
Organism: Echinococcus granulosus
Lineage: Eukaryota; Metazoa; Platyhelminthes; Cestoda; Cyclophyllidea; Taeniidae
Product: Mitochondrial import receptor subunit TOM22
Exons: 2
Coding region: 1-624 (207 amino acids)
Biological process (GO): intracellular protein transport
Cellular component (GO): mitochondrial outer membrane
Source: RefSeq, a predicted model, not a curated record